This is a messenger RNA of Notothenia coriiceps (black rockcod), 870 nucleotides long. Its product is annotated as potassium channel subfamily T member 1-like. Gene Ontology annotation, molecular function: intracellular sodium-activated potassium channel activity; outward rectifier potassium channel activity. Gene Ontology annotation, biological process: potassium ion transmembrane transport. The transcript has 7 exons. Gene Ontology annotation, cellular component: plasma membrane. The annotation marks the transcript as partial. The record is from RefSeq and is a predicted model, not a curated record. Lineage: Eukaryota; Metazoa; Chordata; Actinopteri; Perciformes; Nototheniidae.
GUUGUUUCCCAGUCUGAGCAUCAUCACAGAGCUAACUCAUCCCUCUAACAUGAGAUUCAUGCAGUUCAGGGCAAAGGACUGCUACUCACUGGCCCUGUCCAAACUUGAGAAGAAAGAGCGUGAUAAAGGCUCCAACUUGGCCUUCAUGUUUCGCCUACCCUUCGCUGCAGGGCGAGUGUUCAGUAUCAGCAUGCUGGACACCCUGCUGUAUCAGUCCUUUGUGAAGGACUACAUGAUCCUUAUUGCAAGGCUGCUGCUGGGGCUGGACACCACUCCAGGGUCAGGGUACCUCUGUGCUAUGAAGGUAACAGAGGAAGAUCUGUGGAUCAGUACUUAUGGCAGACUGUUCCAGAAACUCUGCUCCUCGAGUGCCGAAAUUCCUAUUGGGAUCUAUCGGACAGAAUCCCACAUUUUCCCAACUUCUGAGUCUCAGGUGUCAGUCAGUGUGGACGAAUGUGAGGACACCAAGGAGAAAGGGGAGGAGUCUCGCAGCAACGAACAGUCAGAUCACCCCCUGCUGAGGAAGAAGAGCAUGCAGUGGGCCCGGCGUCUGAGUAAGAAGAGCGUGAGGUGGCAGGGGUCCAGCCGGGACUCGAGCCGGGACCACGGCCAGCGCAUCGCCCAGCAGCGCCUCAACCUGUACCGCCGCUCAGAGAGGGAGGAGCUCUCCGAGCUGGUCCGCAACCGCAUGAGGCAUCUGGGCCUCCCCACCUCAGGAUAUGAAGACCUCACUAACCUGACAGCCAGCGACGUCAUGAACAGAGUCAAUCUGGGAUACCUACAAGAUGAGCAGAACGAUCACCAGAACACCCUGUCUUACGUCCUGAUCAACCCCUCUCCUGACACCAGGCUGGAGCUCAAUGACGUUGU